Molecule: messenger RNA, 2196 nt
Organism: Auxenochlorella protothecoides
Lineage: Eukaryota; Viridiplantae; Chlorophyta; Trebouxiophyceae; Chlorellales; Chlorellaceae
Product: Extended synaptotagmin-3
Exons: 6
Coding region: 1-2196 (731 amino acids)
Cellular component (GO): endoplasmic reticulum
Molecular function (GO): lipid binding
Source: RefSeq, a predicted model, not a curated record
AUGCCCUCCCUGCCGCCAGCCCUGAAGGAGGCAUGCACCACCGCCGACAUCUCGGCGAUGCUGCACUCCAUGCACGCCGCCUCCCACCACCCUGCGCCCUGGCUCAGCCCCAGUGCCGCCUUCCUGCUGGGCGCCGUCGCUUGCCUGGCCUGCCUCCUGGCGGGCUGGGUCACGCUGCAGCGCUCCAGCAGCCUGCGCUCCAAGCUGGAGGGUCUUGCCAAGGCGGCGCGCGAGGGCCUGUCCCCCGCCACCCUGUCCUCCCUCUUCGGCGGCGACCUGCCCGCCUGGCUGGCCUACCCCGACGUGUCACGCAUGGAGUGGGCCAAUGUGGCGCUCAAGGGUCUCUGGCCCCAGAUUGACGCCGCGGCCACCAAGUGGGCGGUGCUGGACGGCAACCUGGAGCCGCUGCUGAAUGGGACCACCUUCUGGCGCCCCGCCUGGCUGGCCUCCUCGGGCAUCUCCGUCAAGGGGCUGGCGCUGGGGAAUCAGCCCCCGGUGAUCACCGGGGUCCGGGCCUAUGCGCGGGACGAGGAUACUUGCACCGACAGGGUCAUGGUGGACUUCCACUUCACCUGGUCGUCCAAGAUGGAAGGCGAGUUUAUUGCUGCAUGCGCAUGGCUGAGGAUGGACAUCCAAGUGCUGCCGGAGAAUGCCCGGCUGCCCAUCAUCGGGCAGCUGGCCGCCUUCAUCACCCGCCGCUCUAUCGUCAGGGUGUUUGUCAAGGACCUGGUGGUGUCUGGGACUCUGAGGACCCAGCUGCGCCCCCUGCUGAACGAGAUCCCGGUGGUGGGGGCGGCCAAGGUCUCCUUCCUGGGCACCCCCGUUUUCAGCUACAAGGUGUCCAGCUACGGCGUGAACCCGCUCUUCAUCCCCGGCCUGGAGCACUUCAUCAACGGCUUCGUCUCCGGCACCGUCCUGCAGCCCUUCACCUACCCCGACGGCUUCGUGGUGAAGCUGGACCCCGGCGCCGACGACAGCGUGGCGGAGCUGCCCGAGGGCCUGCUGACGGUGGUGAUCAAGGAGGCCACGGGCGUGCCGCGCAUGGACCUCAUCGGCGGCGCCGACCCCUUCGUCAAGCUGUGGGUGGCAGAGGGCACCAAGCUGAACACGAGUGUGAAGGCGCGCACGCGCCACCCGCGCUGGAACGAGACCUUCCGCAUGACGGUGCACGAUGUGGCGCACCAGUCGCUGCGCCUCAUCCUGCUGGACGCCGACGCGCUGCGCGCCGACGACGAGGUGGGCCGCGUGGAGCUGGCGCUGGCGGACCUGGACCUGUCCCAGCCCCGGGACCUGGUGGUCACCGUGCCGCGGACGGGGCGGCGUGAGCGCAAGCACCGUAGCGACCAGGUGGGGUUCACCGCCGCGCAGGCGCGCGUCGCCGCGACCCCGGGCGUGGGCGGGGAGUCGGGCAGGGGGCUGGACCUGGACGGCCAUGCCACGCGCACCGGCCCGGCGGGGCCUGCGCGCCCGGCAGAUGAAGGAAGGGGGGAGAGUGAGGGGAGUAAUGGAGACCGGGGGGAGGAGGCCCGCGAGGAAGAGGGCAAGAAGGCGGGCGUGGUGCGGCACGAUGCCGCCGCGGCCGCCGAGGGCGUGCCGCUGUGGCGAGAGGAGGAGCCGGAGACCGCGCCGGGGCAGACCAGCGCGCGGCAGCGGGUGGCAUUCACGCGCUUCGACCGCCAGGACAUCGCCCGCGCGAUGGAGGCGGCGCGAGAGGGGCGGGCCCCCUCCCGCAAUGCCGGGGGCCACCGGGAUCAGAGCGCCAACUCCCGCGCGCUGCACUCCGUCUUCUCUGGCGGCGUGCUCUACGUGCACCUGGACCAUGGCACUGACCUGGCCUCCGAGGGGCUGGAGGGCUACACCAAGAACAUGCGCUGCCGGUUGACGGUGGGUUCCCACAGCCGCGAGACGGAGUGCAGCCGGAGCAAGCUGCUCAACCGGCGCAACCCCGUGUUCGACCAGAAGCUGGAGCUGAUCCUGGACGGCGACGAGGCGGCGGAGCAGGACGCGGUGGUCCGGGUGGACCUCUAUACUGUGCACCUCAUUUUGAAGCCCACCUACAAGGGCCACGUCGCCGUGCCGCUGCAAGAGGUCGUGAGCCGCCGGCGGGUGACGGGCACGUGGCCGCUGCAGGGGGUCUCCAGCGGACAGCUGAGCAUGAACCUCACCUGGGUCAACACCCUGGAGCAGGGACCCUGA